Drosophila ficusphila is the source of this 879-nucleotide messenger RNA. RefSeq names its product mitochondrial dicarboxylate transporter. The record is from RefSeq and is a predicted model, not a curated record. The transcript is spliced from 2 exons. The coding region runs from base 1 to 879 and encodes 292 amino acids. Lineage: Eukaryota; Metazoa; Arthropoda; Insecta; Diptera; Drosophilidae. Gene Ontology annotation, biological process: succinate transmembrane transport; oxaloacetate transport; malate transmembrane transport. Gene Ontology annotation, molecular function: succinate transmembrane transporter activity; oxaloacetate transmembrane transporter activity; sulfate transmembrane transporter activity.
AUGAAUAAUAGUGAUGCGGGCAGUACGAUGGAAAAGUUCGUUCAGAUGCCCGUGUAUGUAGGCUUUCUGAUCAAGAUGAUGGCCCAGCUGCUUUCGCAUCCAAUGGAACUGGCUCGGGUGAAUAUCCAAGCGAAUGUGAUUACACACAGUCGGCUUACCGUAAGCCACAUGUUCCGGCUGAUGUCCAGGCACGGGCUGCCUGGUUUCUAUUACGGAAUUGUGGCCUCUGGUUUGCGUUGCGGUGUUCACACGUUGUCCAGUUACACGCUGUUCUAUAACCUGCAAGAUAACAAGUAUGUGCAGAUGCUAAGGCCGUAUAACACAUCUACGGUCCUGGGCAUAACUGGUUUUUGGGGCGGAGUCUUUGCUACACCGUUCGCGAAGCUAGCGGUCAUUAGACAGGCGGAUAUAACACGCGGGCCCUACGAACGGCGCAAUUAUCGGAAUUUUUUUCAAGGACUCAUGUGCAUGUAUAGAAAAGGCGGACUCUUAUAUUUAUUCAACGGUUGGAAGAUCAACGCUUUAGCUAGCACAUCCGUGGCCAUGCUGUACACCCCCGUAAGCGAAAAAGUCUCAAUUGUGACAUCGAAGGUCCACGGAAUCCAUGAACCCUGGCUCAGUGAUCUCAUUACGAUGGCUCUAACAGGUGGCAUUAUCACGGUCAUCAUGACGCCUGUGGAUUCAGUGGCCAUAUUGAUCCUGAAUGAUUCCUCCCACUAUGGUCCCUUUUCCUAUGUAGAUAUGUGCCGAAAAGUUGUACAAAAACAUGGUUACAGAGGAUUUUUUUUCGGAUGGAAGCCUGCUCUAAUGGGCCUUGUACCACACACUCUUUUGGCAACAUUCGUGUAUCGUAUAUUGAUUGAUCACUACACAACAUAA